Pseudonaja textilis is the source of this 3206-nucleotide messenger RNA. It is a transcript of the gene E2F3, whose product is annotated as E2F transcription factor 3. The record is from RefSeq and is a predicted model, not a curated record. NCBI's taxonomy places the organism in Eukaryota, Metazoa, Chordata, Lepidosauria, Squamata, Elapidae. Gene Ontology annotation, cellular component: RNA polymerase II transcription regulator complex. Gene Ontology annotation, biological process: regulation of transcription by RNA polymerase II. Gene Ontology annotation, molecular function: DNA-binding transcription factor activity, RNA polymerase II-specific; RNA polymerase II cis-regulatory region sequence-specific DNA binding; protein dimerization activity.
UCCUCUGGCCUGAGCAACCACACAGAACUGCACACAUAACACAACAGGGUGCGCGCCUGUGCCCGACUCGCCGCCUCUCUCGCCCACAGACACGCGGCCCUUCCCGAUCCUCAACUCUUGGAGCUGUCGGGAAGGGGGGGGGGGCAUUGUGAGGCUUGGAAAUGCCCCUGCAGCAGGCAAAACGAAGAUUGGAACUAGAAGAACCUGGACAGCAAUUUCUACCUGAAGGAUUGAGAACGCCAAAGGGGAAGGGCAGAGCUGCAACAAGAAGUCCAGAGAGUCCAAAAACUCCCAAAUCUCCUUCAGAAAAGACACGGUAUGAUACAUCACUUGGCCUUCUCACAAAGAAGUUUAUUCAAUUAUUAAGCCAGUCUCCUGAUGGUGUGGUAGAUCUGAACAAAGCAGCCGAGGUCCUUAAGGUACAGAAAAGGAGGAUUUAUGAUAUUACAAAUGUUCUGGAAGGCAUUCAUCUCAUUAAGAAAAAAUCCAAGAACAACAUUCAGUGGAUGGGCUGCAGUCUCUCUGAUUUCGGGGGCAUGUUGGCACACUGUCAAGGCUUGUCAAAAGAGGUAGCAGAACUCAGCCAGGAAGAAAAGAAGCUGGAUGAGUUAAUCCAAAGCUGCUCUCAUGACCUCAAACUGCUAAAGGAUUCUGAAGAUCGGAGAUUAGCGUAUGUUAGGUAUGAAGAUAUUCAAGAAAUUAGGAGCCUUAAAGACCAAACUGUCAUACUUGUCAAAGCUCCUCCAGAAACAAAACUUGAAAUGCUUGACCCAGAAAAGAAUAAGCUGAUACACUUAUGUAGUACUCAAGGACCUAUUGAAGUAUACUUGUGUCCAGAAGAAACCGACUACUCCACUCGUAUAAAAACUCAGGAUCAGGAUCACAAUGGAAAUAUCUCAAGAAACAUUUCCAAAGAUCUGAACUCUGAUAACUCAGGAGGUCCUGACUGUUCAGAAAAUGCCACGGCCAUCUCCCCAUUAGUUUCUACCACUAACCUUUUGCAACAGACAGAGGACCAAAUUACUUCAAGUCUUGAUGGCCCAUUUGUAAACUUGCUGCCACCUUUACUUCAUGAAGACUAUCUGCUUGGGCUUGGUGAAGAAGAAGGGAUUAGUGACCUCUUUGAUGCUUAUGACUUUGAAAAAGUACCUGCCUUGAUGGAUGGAUUUUUAUGCAGCUGAUUUUUGUUUCUAUUUUCCUUUUAAAAAUGAAACCAGAAUACCUGCUGACAUUCCACACUAUCUCUCCUCUUAUCUCCUAACCCUUAUUCCAUUUCAAAGAUUAGAAAUUAUAGUAUUUCAUAUUUAUAUGGAAAUACUUCAUAAAAUGUACACAGAAUGGCAGACUUUCUUAUCAGUUACCUAAACCUCAAAUUCAGGCAGCUACUGAUUUAGUAAUUAUAAAACAGUGCACAGAGAAUUGGAGGAAAUGGCUACGCCUAUUUUAUUCUGGUAUACUGUGUCUAUAAGUUUCAUAAAGGGCUAAAGAACUGUUUUAGCCAAAAAUAGCAUUUUUUUUCCUUACGAUUUCAAGCUGUGCCUUCUGUAAAACAUGUCUGUUCAACUUUUUCAUUCAAAGAGUAACUGCAGAGAAGUAUGCUUGAGAUACACAAACAAAAAUGUGAAAUAGACUUCUUCCAAAGUUAUCUAGAAAUAUUUAAAUUCUUAUCUGUGCUCCAUUUUUGAGCAUUCACUUAUCACUGAGGAUAUUAAUAAGUCUCAAAUAAUUGUUAAUAUGAAUAGGUUUUAAAGAUAUUGCUGUCCAAGGUGAAAGAGAAGGGGUGACCCCAGUCAACGCAGUAUAUCUGGGUAGCCUCUAAGUAACCUGUUAAAAAAAUGAAAAGUUGUGCAUAUCAGCUGCUUUAGAGAGAGUAGGCAGGGUGGAUUGAUUCUAGCUUCUAUCACUGUCUGUAGAAUAGUCCAGUGGAUUUUACCUUCUUUCCAAAGAGCUAGUUUUAUACAGCCCAUCUUCGUAUUUGGCUGGUGAACUGCACGCAGUAUCAGUUUCUGCAUGUAGUCGUCAACCCGUUUCACCUUCAGAUUACUGAAGGUGAUUAUUUUCCCCACUGGAAAGAAAUUUUGUAAUGAGGAAGUCCCUUGCUAUAAUAUAAAGCAAAGAUGCACAGUUCAAUUUCACUGUCUGCAAAGUGCAACAGGACUGGCACGUGAAGUUUGUGGUACGAAGUGGGGCUCUGUGUUAAGUGCCUACCAGAAUUGCACUGUGGGCUUUAUUUUUUAAUUUUUUUUGCUGAGAAAUACUAUUUAAGCCAAGCUUCACUUUUUCAGUACUCUGUGUUUAUUUGAGAAGGUUAGUUGCUUUCACUUCCCAUUUUGGAAGUUGCUACAAAGCUGACAUUUCACCCAAAGUGUAAAUAAUAUACUUGUCAAGAUUGUCUUCGCUGAAUUUUAAUUGAUAUCUCUUUGCUGACAUAAUGUGCUUUCUGAAAAUGGAUAGAAUUCAUACAUGUAAACAUAGUUGUAUGAAAUGUCACUUUGGUUAAUUAGUUGAAUAGUUUAAGCAGUAUACAUUAAUUUUUCUACAUGAUGUUUAAAACAUUUCUAAAAUGUUCGUUUUAAAUAAUAUAUGUGCAGGUUUUCUGGUACCAUUGAAAUGCUGCUACAGACACUCACAAAUGAAAUGGCUGAGUAAUAGUAUGAAAGUUGUACGAUUGAGCCUUGGAAAAUAAUUGUGUAAAAAAAGGCAACACAUUGAGAACUGUUAAACAGUAUUAAAUGUGUUUUAUAUGUAUACAAACAUGUGCAUAGUUAAUUGGUUAUUUAAGUUGUAUGUUCUUAAACUAUAGUCAUAUAACUGUUUUGUACAAUAGGAAUGAAUUUGUAAAGCCUGCAGAGUAUUUUAUAGUUAGCUUGUUAUUUCUUUUAAAAAAAAAACCAUAAAACCUUAAAUCUGUAAAUAAAAAAUGUAGUAUUUAAGUAUGUCAUAUGAAGAAACAGGAGUUUGUGUACGCAUGAAUACUUUUAUUAUAUGAAGAGGAUCUCUGGGUAGAAUAAAAUGAAAGGGAAGAAAAUAAAAUGCCAUUUUGUACAAUUACAUACUUUCCCCAGUGUAUCAGCAAAAUACUAACCUUAAUAUACUUUGAUUAGUAUGUUAGUUCCAAAAUGUGUAAAAUAAUGUAAAAAAAAACAAAAAUAAAUUUUCAUUUGUAAAGGCAACCUGUUCUAUAGCUGGGACCUUGCCUUAUUAAA